AUGGGUAUUCCGGGUUUCAAUGUUUGGUUCUCAGAGAAAUAUUCGAAGGCAUAUUUGCCUCUUGACAAAGUCCGCGUUGAUCACUUGUAUAUUGACCUAAACUCGGUCCUCCACACGGUCAUGCGCAACGCCCGCAAUCACGGCCACUUCCACAAGCUCCUCCACAAGCGCCUAAGUGCCAUCCUCGACGUGACGCAGCCCAACAAGUCCGUCAUGAUUGCUGUGGACGGACCCGCCCCGCUGGCCAAGCUCCUCACGCAGCGGGACAGGCGCAAGAAGAAGGGCCGGAGUGUGGAUGAGGGUGAAACGCUGACCGGGGUGGCCAUCACUCCAGGGACGACCUUCAUGCUGGACCUCACACACUCGCUUACGUACUUCUGCUGUACAAAGAUGUCCGGCAAGCGAUAUCGCCAUCUGUUGUUUGAGUUGUCCGACAGCAACGUCAUGGGCGAGGGUGAGGUGAAGGUCUUGGGUCGCCUCGCCAGGCCCUGGCACCCGGGUAACCCAAAAGACACACACGUCAUCUUUGGUGACGAUGCGGACCUCAUUCUCAUGGCGCUCACCAGCUACAAGGUUCCCCUGGAGUCCGCCUUGCUGCAUGCCAAAUUGGAUCUAACCCUCAUCGCCAUUCUCUCCAAGGGGAAUGACUACCUGCCAGGGUUGAAGGGAGUGGCGCUGGAGGGUCCGGGUCGGUCGGGGCUCUGGGCUCGAUACGAGGCCGCAGCCGCCAAGCUUGGUGGGGAUGGCGGUGGCGGCGGUGGCGGCGGCGGGGGGGCUGGUGGCCGCAACCCGCAGCAACAGCCGCAGCAGGCCCCCUCCUCCCCCUCCCCCCGCUCCCCCCGCUCCCCACCCCCGGCGGUGGCGGUGGCGGUGGCGGCGCUGCCCGCUGGCGCCAUUUCCGCCACCGGAUCGGUGACCUCCGUGGACCCCGUGACGGGGGCGCCAAGACUGGACGCGGCGGCGCUGGCCAAGAUGCUGAAGCUGGCGGGGGUGGCGGCAGCCACCGCGGUAGCAGCGAUGGCGGUGGAGGUGGUGGUGGAGGAGGAGGAGGAGAUGUACCUGACGGGGGAGUGCCCGGAUUACAGGUUUGUGUACGACGGGGUUGCACCCAGCGCCGCCGCGAUAUGCGCCGUCUGCGAGUCACUUGUCGCGUCGGGACAGACAUACAUAACGUUGAACACGUUUGGUACGGCGGACCCUCGGGCUGCGCUGCCGCUACUGCCGGUUGCCUGUGCGUUGGCGCUACUGCCGGCCAACUGCCGUCACCUGGCGGCGCCGUGUGUACGGCAUUUGAUGCACUCGCCGCCGGAUGAUAGCAGCGACAGUGAUGACGGCGUUCCUGACAUGGCGGUGGCGGGAACCAGCGAACUGCCCCGUUUUGGUCGGGAUCUCUUUUACGAGCUGUACGGCGAUUGCGCCAAAUGCAAGAAGUACGGUGCGGAGAUGGCGAAGAUCCAAAAGAACUACCUGACCGCCAGGCAGGUCCAUGCGAUAGCGACCAAGCGCCAUCAUGCCGUACAAAAAGGUACGGCACCUGUGGGCGAGCCGCCGGAGGAGGAGCUGAUGGCCGAGUUGGAGGCGGCGCAUCGCAAAAUGCAGGAGUGUAAGGCCCAGCUGCACCAGGUGGAGCAGCAGCGCAAGGCCCACAUCAGCUCGACUCACCCCUACCGCCGGUUUCCGGUGGAGCAGCUGGAGGCCGUGGCAGAGGCGGCCCUGUCCGGGGGUAGCAUCGGUGCGGAGGAGCGUGCGGCCACUGAGUUCGGCAGGCCUCUGGUACUCCGGGCCUUCAACAGCAAGCCGGAGGCGGCGGAGUUCAUCAGAAUGCACGGCACCGCCAACCAACUACAGCGACCACAGUCGUCGUACGGCCAGCCGCCGCCGUACCAACAAUGGCAGCAGCAGCGCGGGAUGUCAAGCUGGCAGCGCCCGCAACAACUACAACAGCCGCGUCAAGAAGAUUAUGAGGCCAUCUACGUGCCGCCGCCGCCGCCAUUUAAUGUAGAACGUCCGGCGUUUUUUGCGGCAAUUGUACGGCAAGAAGUAUUGUAUGAUCAGUACGGAAGUACGGCGCCGGUACAGCUGCGCAUAGCUUCAAAGGCGCCGAACGAGGUGGUGCGGUACUUGAUGACGCAGGAUUCGCGGCCGCUGGUCAGCGUCGCGGCGGCGGCUACAGCGACGGCGGCGGCGGCGGCGGAGGCAGCGACUACGGGGAUUAUUGGCGUGGGUGUAGCGGCGGUGGCGGAAGCCGCGGCGGCGGUCGAAUCUCACAAGCGACGGCGGGCCACCACACUGCAGCAGCCUGAGCUUGUGGAGGCUGUGGGAGGCGGUGUAGAGGCGGAGAGCGGCAUGGAGGAGGAGGAGGAGGAGGCACUGGCGACAGCUGCUGCGGCGGCAGCGGCUGUGCCGGUAUUGACUGGUCGAGGCAGCGCUCCUGCCGAGGCGCAGAAGCGCCGCGUUCGCAAGGCGAAGGCGGCGGCGACGGCGACAGGGGAUUCAGUCGCUUCACCCUCAGAAGCAGCGGCCGCCGCCGCCGCUGCCGCUGUUGCUGUCGCCGCUGUUUCUACUGCUGGAGGCGGAGCGGGUGGGUCUGCCGGUCGCGGACGCGGCUCCCGGAAAGGAAGCGCGGGUGGCGGUAGGGACAAGUCCCGAGCCAAUGCCAGCGGCGCCGCUGCAGCCGCCGCCGCCGCCGCUGUGGCCGUUACGUCAGCGACAACGGGCGCCGGGGAUGUCAGAGCGCGCGUCGUCGCCGGCCCCGCGGUUGCGAGCGGUUGCGUCAACCUGGGGCCAGCGGUCCGGGUCGAGGCCGCCGCCGCGGCGGCGACGUCAUGGACGGCCCCCCCCGCCGCUGCCGCGCCUGGUGGCCCAUUGCCUAUGCCCAGCGCUCGCCUCCUAAGAACCGCAGCCGGCGGCUGCGGCUGCGGCGGUGGCGGCGGCCCCCUCGAACUACUGUCGGAGGCACCUCGAGUCGGAGGCACGCCCGCGUGUGUGCAGCCGUACAGGCCGCCGCAACUUCAUACACAAACGCCAGAUUACGGGGAAGGGUUGGGGCAGCGGCCCGUUUCGCCGGAGUACAGCACCUUCUACGGCAGGGGGAACGCGCCGUACGAUGUCACGUGGGCACCGCCGCCAGCGCCGGUGCCGCCGCCGGGCGGUUAUUUGCAGCAUUCGCAGUAUUAUCCGGCGCCGUCAGCGCAGCAGUACGGGACCAGGUAUUCGUACAACGUACAGCGGGGCCUUGCGCCCAAUGCGCCGUACCCUGCGCCGGUGGCGAUGCCCUAUGUCGGCUCCGGGUAUGCCAGCGGCCCAUACAGUGCCGCCCGCCCGCCGUACCGUCCAAUGUCGCCCCCUCCGCUGGCGGCGGCGGCGGCAGCAGCAGCGGCGGCGGCGGCGGCGGCGGCGAAUCGCGGCCGAAUGGCGAGUGGACCCGCAGGGCCUCGAAUGAACUGA
Messenger RNA from Volvox carteri f. nagariensis, 3447 nucleotides. RefSeq lists its product as uncharacterized. The record is from RefSeq and is a predicted model, not a curated record. Gene Ontology annotation, molecular function: 5'-3' RNA exonuclease activity; RNA binding. Lineage: Eukaryota; Viridiplantae; Chlorophyta; Chlorophyceae; Chlamydomonadales; Volvocaceae. Gene Ontology annotation, biological process: nuclear-transcribed mRNA catabolic process. Gene Ontology annotation, cellular component: nucleus. The coding region runs from base 1 to 3447 and encodes 1148 amino acids. The transcript is spliced from 15 exons.